AUGUGGUGCUUACUGAGAAGCUUUCAACUCCUCUUGUUUCUUUUGUUCCUCUUAAAUUUUCAAGCUAAUCUUUCAUCUUGUUCUUCUUCAACAACACAUUUGUGCUCUCCUGAAGAUGCUGCUGCGUUGCUCCAAUUCAAGAGCUCUUUUUCCAUCAGUGAAGUUUUAUCUUGGUCUUGCGAUGAUGCUGGCACUAAAUCUUCUCCCAAGACAAAUUCAUGGAAGGAGGGUUCAAAUUGCUGCUCAUGGGAUGGGAUCACUUGUGAUAACAUCAACGGUGAAGUGAUUGACCUUGACUUGAGUUGCAGUCAGCUAUAUCGCAGCAUCCCUUCCAAUAGUAGUCUCUUCAAUCUUUCGCACCUACAGAAACUCAACCUAGCCUUUAACUACUUUGACUCUUCCAAAGUGUCAUCUAAGUUUGGCGGGUUUGCAAGUCUAGUGUAUCUCAACCUCUCUGGAUCAUGUUUUGCAGGACAAGUCCCAUCCCAAGUCUCUCACUUGUCGAAAUUGAUUUCACUUGAUCUCUCUCAGAAUUAUGAUCUAACAUUUGACAAACAUACUUUGGGAAGACUUGUUGAGAACUUAACAGAGGUGAGACAACUUUUUCUUGAUGAUAUCAAUAUGUCUUCUAUUAAUCCUAAUGCCUUGAUGAAUCUAUCCUCAUCUUUAAUGACACUUAGUCUCCGGAGAUGUUAUUUGCGAGGAAAAUUCUCAAAAAACAUUUUAAGAUUCCCAAAAAACAUUUUUCUCCUGCCAAACCUCAAGUCAAUCUAUUUAAGAGGCAAUCAAAACCUUGCUCUCGAUUUUCCAAAGUUGAACAAGAGCAGCAAUCUCGAACUUUUAGAUUUAUCAAACACUUCUUUCUCUAGAGGAUUGCCUGACUCAAUUGGGAAUCUUGUUUCUUUGAAGCAUUUGCUUCUUGACCAUUCCAAGGUUCUAGGGUCAAUUCCAAGAUCAUUGGGGAACCUAGUUUUGUUGGAGUAUUUAGAUCUUCGAGGAUCCACCUUUUCAGGAUCAAUUCCAAGAUCAUUGGGAAACCUCUCGCAACUCAGUUAUUUAGACUUGGCAUUUAACAAUUUCAGAGGUCAAAUUCCAUCCUCACUUACAAAUCUAAAACAUCUUGAAAUUUUAGACAUUUCUUAUAAUCAACUAGAGGGUUCCAUUCCUGAUGAGGUAUCUGCCUUUCCUAAUCUAAUCUCUCUAGACUUAGGUUCUAAUUUACUCAAUGGAACACUUCCAUCAUGUUUGUAUACAAUUCCCACAUUGAAGGACAUAUUUCUCUAUGAAAACCAGCUUAGUGGCGAUAUCAGGGAAUUCCAAUACAAAUCACUAAAAGGGAUAAAUUUUGGGAAUAAUAAACUCACAGGUCCACUUCCAUCUUCAAUAUCCCAACUUGUGAACCUUACUAUUCUCGUUUUAUCAUCAAAUAAUCUAUCAUCAAAUAAUCUAAGUGGUAUUGUAGAGCUUGACAUGUUCUCAAAACUCCAAAACAUCCAAUCCCUUGAUCUUUCAUAUAAUAGUCUAUCCUUAAGCUCUAAUGGCACUGGUGCUAAUUAUACAUUGCCCAAUCUUCAAUAUUUACAAUUGUCUUCUUGCAAUGUCAAUGAAUUUCCCCAAUUUUUAAGAGGUUCAGAAGGUUUGAAAUAUUUAGACCUUUCCAACAAUAGAAUUUAUGGCAAGAUUCCUAAAUGGAUGUGUGAUUUGGGGGGUUACUAUUUGUGGUACUUGAACAUAUCUCGCAACUCUUUGACAGAUCUUAACCAAUUUCCAAUGGAAGGAAUUCUAGCCCUUGACUUAAGCUCCAAUUUGAUUCACGGAGAUCUUCCCAUUCCACGUUCUUCGAGUGCUAGUAUCUUUUUGAUCUCAAAUAAUAGUUUGAGUGGAGAGAUCUCUUCUCUGAUCUGCGAAGCAAGUUCUCUUGAAUACCUUGACUUGUCUCACAACAACUUGAGUGGAACUAUUCCAGAGUGUCUUGGGAAUUUCAGCAAAAGCCUUUCAAUGUUGAAACUACAGAUGAACCGAUUUCAUGGAAUUAUUCCUCCAACUUUCAUAAAGGGUUGUCAAUUGAAGAAUCUCAACUUAAAUGGCAAUCAAUUAGAAGGGGCAUUAACACAAUCCAUCUUUAAUUGUAGAGAUCUGGAAGUGCUAGAUCUUGGUAACAACAAGAUCAAUGAUACAUUUCCUCAUUGGUUGGGAAGUCUUCCACGGCUAAAAGUUCUUGUACUACAAUCGAAUCAAUUCCAUGGUUCCAUUCAUGGCACUAGAUCCAGUCGUUCUUUCUCUAAAAUCCAAAUUUUUGACCUUUCAAAUAAUUAUUUUACUGGUCCUCUACCUAUUCAAUAUAUAAAAAAUUUCAAAGUUAUGAUAAAUAUCGGAAAAGAUGAAGAUGGAGUGUCAUACUUGGGGCUGCUGGAUUUUUCUGGUCACUUCUAUAGCUAUUCCAUUGGAAUUGCGAUUAAAGGUCGAGAGAUUGAAUUGGAGGAAAUAUUUGUCAUGUUCACAAGCAUUGACCUCUCAAAAAAUGAGUUUCAAGGUGAGAUUCCAAAGGUUAUUGGAGAGCUUAACUCACUCAAAGGGCUUAACCUUUCUCAUAAUAACCUUAGUGGUUAUAUCCCAACGUCAAUGGGGAAUUUGAUUAAUCUUGAAUGGUUGGACCUCUCUUCAAACAAGCUGGUUGGAAAGAUUCCAGAGCAAUUGCUGGAUCUGACAUCUCUUUCCUUCUUAAACCUCUCCAUGAAUGAACUAGUUGGGCCAAUUCCUCGAGGCAAGCAAUUCAACACGUUUGAAAACAGCUCUUAUGAAGGGAAUGAUGGAUUAUGUGGUUUUCCACUCACAAGAAGUUGCAGCAACAACAAGUCGCCUCAACCACUAGCACCUUCAAACUUACUGGAAAAAGAUGAUGGCUCAGAAUCUAACAUUGCUUUUGGGUGGAAAGUAGUGUUGAUAGGUUAUGGAUGUGGACUAUUGUUUGGAUUAGCUGUGGGAUACGUUGUUUUUCGAACUGGUAUGCCAGAAUGGAUUGUAACUUUGGUUGAAGACCUGUAUCCUAAGAGGCGAAGAAAGUCAAAGAUUGGCAACCGCAGUGGUGGAAGAAGAAGAAUCUAG
Theobroma cacao (cacao) is the source of this 3105-nucleotide messenger RNA. The record is from RefSeq and is a predicted model, not a curated record. NCBI's taxonomy places the organism in Eukaryota, Viridiplantae, Streptophyta, Magnoliopsida, Malvales, Malvaceae.